CACCGGUCGUUUCUGUGUUCCCUAUCUUAUUUCCAACGAAUAACAAGCUCGCCUACUUGUGCAACCCAGGAUCCCUUUUGUGGCCUGAUUUAUUUGAAAUAGUCAAUGCUUUUGUGGAGUAUAGUCGCUGCACAUGUGAAGCAGCUGCGUGCGCCCGAAUCUGAAAUCAAAAGAUUAGUAUUCUUGCAGAACCGUAUGUUCGACUUCUCAAGAGAGUAUUUCUAGACUGAUCACUUCCACCUAUAGUUCUCCAUGAUGAAUCCAGCGCGAAGGAAAACCGAUCAACCGCUGGUGCUCCCACAAUUACCCAACGAAGUUUUCCUCGAGAUCGCGUAUCUUCUCUGCACGUCGGAUCUCAGGCAGCUAGGUCGGGUGAAUCGCCGGCUUCAAGACUUUGUUGCGGAUUACUUGUCUCGAUAUCGAUACAACGUCGGGAUUCAUGCCCUGCCAAAUGAGCUUGUGCUCGAGAUUGCGCAGCACCUAGGACAUCAGAAGGACUGUAGUCAUCUCGCGCGAGCGAGUCAAAGGUUCUAUCCAGUUGUCAUGCGUUACAUAGUUCGCCACGAUGUGGUGAGUAGUGGAAGCAGUCUAUUGAAUUUUGCCGCCAAAAGGAACCUCGUGGGCAUGGCACGAAGGAUAAUACGUCUAGGCGGCGACGUAAACACCCGAAUUGAGUUUUCAACAAGAUUAGUGGGCAAGCAGCUAACCCCGCUCGCAACGGCGGCUCGUCAUGGACACCAGAGGAUAGUCAAGAUGCUUCUAGAGUUUGGGGCAAGUCAUUUUGUCGACGGAAAGAGACUCCCUCUUGCAUUGGCGAUAUUGUCAAGACACGAGAAUGUGGCCAUGAUACUAUCUCAAGAACUCGAUUCCAGUGAAGCAUCAUUUACAUCCUCGACAAGGCAAACGCUACUACAGAUGGCUUGUGCGGCGCAACUCGUGAGCUUGGUCCGAUACUACCUUGAGCACAUCCCGUGCAGUUCGCAUGACUGCGACGUAGCUCUGCUUCGGAUCAUCCAGAAGGACGCGCGCAAAAUUGGAAUCAUAAAGAGGCAGCUCUAUGAGGAUGUCUUCCAGAUCGUGUUGAUGCUCUUGAGACACGGUGCGAAUCCUGAU
Messenger RNA from Paraphaeosphaeria sporulosa, 1113 nucleotides. RefSeq lists its product as uncharacterized. Gene Ontology annotation, molecular function: protein binding. The transcript has a single exon. The record is from RefSeq and is a predicted model, not a curated record. NCBI's taxonomy places the organism in Eukaryota, Fungi, Ascomycota, Dothideomycetes, Pleosporales, Didymosphaeriaceae. The annotation marks the transcript as partial.